Messenger RNA from Microdochium trichocladiopsis, 969 nucleotides. RefSeq names its product 3-ketodihydrosphingosine reductase tsc-10. Lineage: Eukaryota; Fungi; Ascomycota; Sordariomycetes; Xylariales; Microdochiaceae. The transcript has 3 exons. The record is from RefSeq and is a predicted model, not a curated record. Gene Ontology annotation, cellular component: endoplasmic reticulum membrane. Gene Ontology annotation, biological process: sphingolipid biosynthetic process. Bases 1 to 969 code for a protein of 322 amino acids. Gene Ontology annotation, molecular function: 3-dehydrosphinganine reductase activity.
AUGGGCAUCUUCUCGAGCUCCAACCAGCUGCCUGUGGAUGGCAAGACGGUGCUCAUCACUGGCGCUUCGGAGGGUUUGGGCAGAAGUGCAGCCAUCCAGUUUUCCGCAAAGGGUGCCAACGUUAUCAUCGUGUCCCGGAGUGUGGGCAAGCUUGAGCAGGCGAUUGCGGACAUCAAGGCCGCGGCGCGAAACCCGCAGACGCAACGCUUCCACUUCAUCUCCGCCGACGUCUCCAAGCCCGAUUACGCGCAGCCGCUGCUCGAGCAGGCUGUGAAAUGGAACAAUGGAAAGGCCAUUGACAUUGUCUGGUGCACGGCCGGCAUGUCGACCCCGGGCUUUUGGGCCGAGAGCCCCAUGUCCGUCAAGCGGGCUGAGAUGGACGUCAACUUUUGGGGCAGCGCCGAGCUCGCUCACGCAACCCUCCGCCAGUGGUGCGCUCCCGACGCGCCCGUCUUGCCCGAGCCGAAGCACUUCAUUUUCACGGCCUCCGUCGUGGCGUUCUUUCCCACGCUUGGCUAUGGAAACUACACCCCGACGAAAGCAGCUAUGCGUGGCUUGGCGGACACGCUGGUGCAGGAAGUCGAGGCCUACCCGCAGAACGUCAAGGUGCACAUUGUGUACCCUGGCACGAUUCUCUCGCCGGGCUUCGAGAGGGAGGAGCUGACAAAGCCCAAGAUCACCCAGAUGAUCGAGGACGGAGACCCGCGGCUGACCCCGGAGGAGGUUGCCACCAGAGCCAUUGCGGGCCUAGAGAAGGGUCACUACAGCGUGACGGUAGGAUUCUUCCCAGGUGCUUUUUUGCGUUGGGGUGCGCAAGGUGGCCAGCCACGCAACAACUGGGUCGUGGACACCAUCAUGGGCGCCAUAGUCCCUUUCAUCUGGAUCUUUGCUCUGCCAGAUAUCUUUGGCAAGAUCAGGAAGUUUGCGAGGGACAAUGGGCAUCCUGCGAGUUACACUAAAACAGCCUGA